CAACUGUGAAUGCAACAUUACAUCCAGUGGGGGACCUCAAAUUCUUUGGUUGCAUGCAUGGGAACAUCCUACAGCCCAGGCCCCUUUCUUUUAUCUCCAUUCCACCUCUUCUUCUUUCCCAUCCCUUCCAACUUCUUCAACUCAACAGGAGAGUCCAUGGCAAUGGCUUCCACCUCCUUCCUCCUCUUCUACUUCCUCCUCUCCACCUUUCUCCUCUCCCCCUUUAGCCACCUCACAGGCUUCGAAGGACGAGUUACUACUGAUCACUCAAGCCUUCUUCCACUGCAUAAGGUAGAGAUGGCCAGUGGUGGCAUGACUAGUGGGGAGUUGAUAGGCUCCAUGGCUCCAAUCUGCACCUAUAAUGAAUGUAGAGGUUGCCGAUUCAAGUGCAGCGCUGAGCAGAUCCCUGUCGACGCCAGCGACCCCAUGAACAGUGCCUAUCGUUAUCAAUGUGUGUGUCACAGGUGAUCUUGUCAGGCACAGACUUACUGGAAUCACAAGUUUUGCAGCAAUUAGUAUUGUAGAUCUUAUUCAGAGUACUCCUGCUGUUCUUGUUAGCUCAUUCAUGUAGUUUACAGCCUGUGUGAAGUAUUAGUUUCCCAUGGAGGAUUUGAUUGAGAA
This is a messenger RNA of Zingiber officinale, 621 nucleotides long. Its product is annotated as EPIDERMAL PATTERNING FACTOR-like protein 9. The transcript has 2 exons. NCBI's taxonomy places the organism in Eukaryota, Viridiplantae, Streptophyta, Magnoliopsida, Zingiberales, Zingiberaceae. The record is from RefSeq and is a predicted model, not a curated record. Gene Ontology annotation, biological process: positive regulation of stomatal complex development. The coding region runs from base 10 to 468 and encodes 152 amino acids.